AUGACCGGCAUCAUUGCCUGUUUAUUCACACUUCCACUUACGGGUUCUUUCCUAAAGGUGCUAUCAAACAUCGCUGAAUUCUUUAUUCGGACGGAGUACACUUCGAUCGACACUGUCGGACUUUACCUGAUGCCCGCUUCUGUGGGAGCUGCGGUCGGCUCAGUCUUGUGUGGAUAUCUGGUUCAAAGAACUGGAAGGUACAAGUCAUUAGCUAUUGCCAGUCAUGGACUUAGCCUAAUUGGUUUCAUGUUGAUGGCUUGCCGCUGGCCGCUAGCCCCGAGCCAUUUUGGGCUUGUCCACUUAUUUUGUGCUGCGGCUGGGAUUGGUGGUCUCUUUUCUACUGCAUUUGUCGGUAUCUCAGCCGUAACACCACAGGAACAUUCCCCGGCUGUGAUAACUACCUACUACUUACUUGGCACAGCAACUCGGGAUUAUUCUCGGCGUCACAGAGGCAGCAACCGUUUGUCGACACAAGCUUCGGGAUGA
Penicillium samsonianum is the source of this 486-nucleotide messenger RNA. RefSeq lists its product as uncharacterized. Gene Ontology annotation, molecular function: basic amino acid transmembrane transporter activity. Gene Ontology annotation, cellular component: fungal-type vacuole membrane. Gene Ontology annotation, biological process: basic amino acid transport; transmembrane transport. The record is from RefSeq and is a predicted model, not a curated record. The transcript is spliced from 2 exons. NCBI's taxonomy places the organism in Eukaryota, Fungi, Ascomycota, Eurotiomycetes, Eurotiales, Aspergillaceae. The coding region runs from base 1 to 486 and encodes 161 amino acids.